Molecule: messenger RNA, 504 nt
Organism: Phytophthora sojae
Lineage: Eukaryota; Oomycota; Peronosporomycetes; Peronosporales; Peronosporaceae
Exons: 1
Coding region: 1-504 (167 amino acids)
Source: RefSeq, a predicted model, not a curated record
AUGACCUCCAAGGUGUUUCUGAAGGACGUGCUACGCAGCAACAACGAGCUGCACCUGUGCGAAGACAUUCUCAAGCUGGCCAAGCGCGGUGGCGACAAGACCAUCAUCUUCGGCUGGGAGAAGGUGCACGAGUUCGUGGAGGCGAUCUCAGUCGCCAAUGUCCAGGCUACUGACGGAGGCACCGCAGUCCCGCCGCCUCCAUUCCCAAUGCCGGACCCUCUGACGACCGACUCGUUCAAGAGAGUGCUGCUGGCUUACGCUCAGCACGGAUCGGCCUGUCCGCUGGGGACGACGUGCCUGCCUGGAGAAAUUGACGAGUCCUGUAAGGCGGUGGUUAGCCUCGACCGAUCGAACUUGGAUCCGUGGGUGGUGCACGUCGUCGGGGUCGGAGGAGCUGACAAGGUGCUGCUGCUCGCGAACCUGUUUGUGCCUGAAACUAGCACCAAGACGCUGGUGAAUGUGGUGCCGCCACACCCCCGCUACAAGUUGUGGCUUGCUCUGUGA